Molecule: messenger RNA, 3545 nt
Organism: Bactrocera oleae (olive fruit fly)
Lineage: Eukaryota; Metazoa; Arthropoda; Insecta; Diptera; Tephritidae
Source: RefSeq, a predicted model, not a curated record
UAUCAGCUGUGAGUUUCAUUGACAUUUAACAAUAAUAAACACUCACUUGGUUUGCACAUUAUUAAAAAACAAUAUAGAAUAAAUAAACAAUCAAAUUGUAAGUAUAUAAUGUGUUCAAUAAACUCUACUUUUAUACAUUUACACUUAAAUUUUUAUAACAUGCGUAAUUUGCUAAAAACCAUUAAACAUUUUGUGAAAUGAUGUGAUUGUAUAAAAAAACUUGCAAGUUUUAGUACUGCAAAAAGUGAAGUGAUUCAAUCGCAUGGCGUGCUAUAAGCGAACGAAAUGUUUACUGGACAACAGUGCCACAAACAGUAAGCGUCGGCGGCGAUGUCUUACAAUUGAAGCUAAAAUAAAAUUAUUGGAUCGCUUAAAAGUUGAAGAACGUACAAUGGAUUUGAGUCGCGAAUAUGAAAUUAACGAUAGUACAAUACGUUCACUUAUAAGAAAUGAAAGCCAGAUUCGUAAGUACGCAGAGCAGUGUACAAAGCAUACAUUUCGCUCUGUGGCAUAUAUCCCGCAUGAUGAAGUACAAGAAAAAAUGGAACGUCAAUUGUAUGUGUGGUAUGCAGAACACUUACUGCAUGGUGGUACACAUAACAUUACCAGCAUUAGUGCCAAAGCAAGAGAAAUAUAUAGAUCACUGAAGGAUAAAGAGCAAAUAGCUAAUUUGAACAAGAACAAACAAAGAAAUUACAAUGGAUUGCAAGUAGAAAGCCGUGAUUUCAAAGCUAGCAAAAGUUGGUUUGUAAAAUUUCGUAAACGUUAUGAUUUAGAUUUUAACACUACCUACAAAACUCAACCAAUUGACCACUCUGUGUGCAACAUAUACCCAAUACAAUUUGCUAAGCUAUUGCAGGCAGAAAAUUAUCAACCAUGUCAAGUAUUCGCCGCUUUUGAGUUAUCCUUUGCCUGGAAAUGCUUGCCAAGUAGUAUAUCCAUCGCAAAAGAAUAUAAAUCCCGAGCUAAUGAUCGCAUUAGCUUGUUCAUCUGUAAUAAUGCUCAAGGUGAUUUCUGUGUCAAACCGAUGUUGAUUAGUCGUACACGCGUACCGCAUUACGUACGCCACACAAAAAAAGGCGAAUCGCCCAUAUUUUGGCGUUGUAGUGGACGUCAAACACAAAGGUUGCCAAAAGUGACGCCAUCACAUUUCCAUGAUUGGCUCAUACAAUGUUUCACACCAACCGUACGUAAUUAUUUACAAAUUAUGGAAAUGCCAGAACGCUGUUUACUUUUAUUGAAUAGUGACUUGCGACAAAUGGUACUACCAACAUACGAUGAAUCUUUUUUAAGCGUAAAAUUUCUACGUUACAAAACUACACAGUCAUUACACCCAAUCGCACAAAGUGUGUUGUCAACUUUUCACAGCAAAUACUUGCGCCGAUUUUUCGAACAUUUGGUGCAACGUCUUGUAGAAAAGACCCAAGCGGAUUUGUACAAAGCUGAUGCGAUUGAAAACAUACAUGAGGCGUUGGAAGACAUCGGUGUUGAAUGCUGGAAAAGUGGCUGGUAUCAGCUUUGGCCGAAGAUUGGAACAGAGCCAUGUCACAAUUCACAACUGGCUGAUGAAAUAACACUUAUUGCAAUUAAUGCCAGGCAACUACCGGGAAACGGAUUCGCGGAUAUGACUAUUGAUGAUAUUAAAGAAUAUUUAAAACUUGGCGAAAGCAGAUCAAGCGAAGAAACUGAAAUACCAAAAGAGACCGCACAGCAAAUCAGUGGAGCUAAUAUUGAAAAAUUUCAGUGCUUAAAGUCUGCGGAACCAGCAGAUCAGAAAGGAAAUGAGGAACUCAUCAGCUUAUGCUCAGAAAAUGAUACGCAUUCAAGUGAUGCUGACAUCUUUAUAAAUAAUGUCAUAAAAGAAGUUAGUGAUAACGAAAUAUCCAUCCGAUUUGAUGGCAGUGAUGAGCAAUCUGAUGAAGAAGCAAUUAUCAAAUUUGAAACUGAAGACUUUAAUGAAGUUGAGCGUAAGACGCAAAAGCCUACACGCAACAAUACAACAAUUCUAAAUAAUAGCAAAGCAUGUGAACAAAUACAAAUAAUUAAAAAAGCAUUGGAACUAUUAGACACUUUAGGUAAACUCGAAACACAGACAGAUUUACCACAAUUCAUAAGUGGCUUAAAUGACCUAAUGCAGCCUUAUGCAGAAUUGAAGAAAAAACUUUUGCAACCAAGUAUAAAAGAUUACUUCAGAUAAGACAGCAGCACUAGUAUUAAUUUGGGUAUUAAAGACUUAUUUUAUUCUAAAAAUCAGAUUAGUUCAGUAUGCAGUACGUUGUAGCAGUAUGUUGUAGCAGCUGAGUAGCCCACUCUCCAAAUAAUUUUGAGAGCUGCUGCUGAGUUGACAUUCAUUGGCAGAAUAAUUGGUUCCUUUUCAUCAAUGGGAAAACCUCGAAAUUCCCACAACUAUCAGAGAAAAUUUCCGCCACCCUAUUCGCGGAUGAUUGUAUAAUAUUGACGUCAGGCAAUGAAAUUGAUUGCAUGUGUUCAAAAGUAAAGAGCUAUCUCACCGAUCUUUCUCGCUUCUUCUCUGCGAAGAGUAUAACACUCUCCCCCACGGAAUAUGCAGCGACUAUAUUCACGAACUGGACGAAAAACUACAGACUGGAUCUUAAUGUAACAGUCAAUGACUUUAAAAUUCUCACUGUCAACAACCCAAAGAUUUUAUGCCUUACGCUUGACAACCUAUUCUCCUUCACUCCGCAUGCUGAAAUGUUUUCGUAGAAAUCAUCUUCGCAGUCGUCUGCUUGAAGCAGAGCCGCCUCCUAGGAGCAUCAAGAGAUCAUUCCUUAAUUACGUCGAAGGCAUUGAACAAUACGCCAACCAGACUACGGACGCAACUAACUUCUUACACAUACUGGCCGCCAUUCACAGUGAAGCCAUUAACAUCUUCACCAACUCCCUGCCAGCAUAGUUGCUCUUAGAUUCUUGAGUAACCCUUGCAUAACUUCGUAUUGGAUAUUGUAGCAAGUUAAACUCCUACUUAUACAGAAUUGACGCCGAUAUACCAAAUAUAUGCAUGUCCUGCAGUGACUCUCCGCAUGACUCUAACCACCGCUUUGCAUGUUGGUAUAACGGAUUGUAGCUUGUUUGCUCCGACCCCGUCGAAACAGCACGUUUCCUAGUCCUACCGUUAGAUGACUUCAAUUACAAUCAACUUGAACCUAACCUCUAAGCGGGGAUUAAAUACCGGCUGCAACAACAACAAACGCUUCUAGGGUGCUGGCGGUGAUUACCGUUAAAUUGUACUAAAUUAAAUGUUGUCUUUGUAUAAUGAGUGAUUUUUUUUUUUGUUAUAAGAACUUAUUACAUAAGGGGUAAAUAUAGGACUAUAUACUAUUACACGGCAGUCGGGUUGCCGUAACCGGAGGGACCUGCAUUUUUAUCCAGCCAAGGACUGUCACCUCGGCAGCAAUACUCUAAAUAACCUCAGCAAUAUUUUUUUGUUUGCCCCUACAACAACAACUUACAAUAUUAAAAAUUAAUACAAACACUGGUAGCCUUACCGUUUAAAAACGAGCAAUAAUAAAUUCAUAAUUCGCUUU